GAAUUUCAGGCUUAACGGUUUCUUCGUCUCUGUCAAGUGACGACGAGGUUGUACCCCAUUCCGGAGGACACGUAGAAUCUGAGAAUUUAUUAAAAAGGGUGAUACUCCAGUUGGUCCAAUAAUUCUUGUUCGUUCCCUCCUCCUUUCUCUCUCCUCCACUUCCAUCUCUCUCUUUUUCUCUCUUUUCCAAAGGUUCCAACCCACCGAUUCACCGACGGCGUUUCGACGUUUCCCUUACCUGGAUUCGACCCUGGCAAGACUUGAAAGGUUCCAUUUCAAUAUUAGCUUGCGGUUCUUGGAGGUGAGACGACAUUUGAUCUGUUUAUCGAUUCAAGAAUAGUUGAAGAUCAAUUGCUACUGUGUUAAGAGUUCUGUCAGUUUUGAUUCUCUGAGGAAGUCUUCACCUACAUAUGUUUGGAGACCUUGUGGAUCUUUAAAGAUGGGUGUGGUGGACGAUGCAGAUAAGAAUAGAGAAGAUCAUCUCCCUGGAGAAGUAAAGAGUAUUUUACAGUCAUUGGCUUGUAGUUGGGAUGAUAUCAUUGAUUCAAACGCAUUACAGGUGAUCCAGCUAAAGGGUGCAUUCACCAAUAAGGUCUACCAGAUCAAGUGGCAAACAAGAACUGGAGAACCCAGCCGAAAGGUUUUGGUUCGGAUUUAUGGAGAAGGCGUUGACAUAUUCUUUGACCGGAAUGAUGAGAUCCAAACUUUUGAGUUCAUCUCAAAGCAGGGGCAGGGACCUCGUCUGCUAGGUCGUUUCCCUAAUGGGCGGAUUGAGGAGUUCAUUCAUGCACGGACACUAUCGGCAUCUGACUUCCGCAACCCAGAAAUAUCAGCUUUAAUCGCAGCUAAAUUAAAGGAGUUCAAUGAUCUUGACAUGCCUGGUUCAAAGAAUGUAAUCCUCUGGGAUAGAAUGAAAAACUGGCUUACCGCAGCUCAACAUUUAAGUUCCCCUGAAGAAGCUAAGUCUUUCUGUUUGGAUACCAUGGAUGCGGAAAUUUCGGAUUUAGAAAAGAAGUUGUUGGGAAAUGAUCAACAUAUAGGGUUUUGCCACAAUGAUUUGCAGUAUGGAAACGUAAUGAUUGAUGAAAAGACCAUGUCAGUAACUAUAAUUGACUAUGAGUAUGCAAGUUACAACCCUGUGGCCUUUGAUAUAGCAAAUCACUUUUGUGAGAUGGCUGCAGACUACCAUACAGAAACACCUCAAGUUUUGGACUUCGGUAAAUACCCAGGGUUGGAGGAACGCAAAAGAUUUGUGCAUAUAUACCUGAGUUCUUCUGGGGGUCACCCCAAUGAGCUUGAGGUGGAACGGCUAGUCCAAGAUAUCGAAAAGUAUACUCUUGCAAGCCAUCUAUGCUGGGGCUUAUGGGGAAUAAUUUCGGGACAUGUUAACAAAAUUGACUUUGAUUACAUGGAAUAUGCAAGGCAGAGGUUUCAACAGUACUGGUUAACAAAGCCAUCACUUUUGGGUUCAUCCACUGUGCAGCCCCCAUGAAGGUGCCAAUCAGAUGUUUAGCGGCAGAAAGCGUUGCAAGAUCAUUCACUGCACCAAUUUGACUUGCGACGAGUACUCCCAGAUUCCUUUGCACAAGAUUGUGCUGGAGUUCAGGACUUCGGUGUGAAAUUCUUAGUAACCAGCUGUUUGAGUGUUUGACGAUUUUCCAUAUCCCUAUCAUUUGAUUAGUCUCUUCAUAGUCAAGCAAUGAUGAAUUCCUUCAUUGCAAAACUCUCAUCUUAGAAUAGGUGCUACUUGGAGAAAUAUCUCGGUCAUAAUAAAUAUAUAUUGGUGCUGAGGAAUGUAUAUAUAGUGGGUCUUCUGUAUAUUUGGAACCCCUGUUCAGCUGUUGCAGCUCUUACUGGAUUUUCUUGAUGCUCUAUUGGUUUGUCAAUUUGUUAUCUUUUAGGGAUCUUGGGUGCUUUCAUCAUGCAGGCCUCCUUUCCUUGAUAAUAAACGGUUGAUUUUAAUGGCUAAGGUAUAUGACUAU
Messenger RNA from Macadamia integrifolia, 1982 nucleotides. RefSeq names its product probable choline kinase 2. Gene Ontology annotation, biological process: phosphatidylcholine biosynthetic process; phosphatidylethanolamine biosynthetic process. The record is from RefSeq and is a predicted model, not a curated record. The transcript has 9 exons. Gene Ontology annotation, cellular component: cytoplasm. Gene Ontology annotation, molecular function: ethanolamine kinase activity; choline kinase activity. NCBI's taxonomy places the organism in Eukaryota, Viridiplantae, Streptophyta, Magnoliopsida, Proteales, Proteaceae. The coding region runs from base 440 to 1492 and encodes 350 amino acids.